AUGUCAAAAGCAGAGUCUUCAUCGGCAACAGCUCGCACUCGCUUGGCGGUGCUCACAGCACAUUUAGCUGGAGCACCCACGCUCGAAUCAUCACCCGCGAUCGAGCGGUGGUGCGUGUCUGCUCAGGUCUCUCCUCCUGGAAACCUCCAGGGUGCUUUGACUGUCAUCGAUGAGAGGACUGGUAAGAAAUACCAAAUUCCGGUCUCUCAAGAAGGCACCGUCAAAGCCUCUGAUUUCAAGAAGAUCUCGACAGGAAAGAAUGAUAAGGGGCUAAAGCUGUACGAUCCAGGAUAUCUAAAUACUGCACCUGUUCGGUCAUCGAUUUCGUAUAUUGAUGGCGAUGAGGGUAUCCUCAGAUACAGAGGGUAUCCUAUUGAGGAAUUGGCUGAGAGCAGCACCUUUGUGGAAGUGGCCUACCUCGUUAUGUAUGGGAGUUUGCCGUCUCAAAGUCAGUUAGCAGACUGGGAAUUUGCUAUUUUGCAACAUUCAGCUCUACCUCAGGGUGUUUUGGAUAUGAUACAGGUGAUGCCUCAUGAUGCACAUCCAAUGGGUGUGCUAGUCAGUGCAAUGAGCGCCCUUUCCAUCUAUCAUCCUGAUGCUAAUCCAGCUCUUAGAGGGCAAGAUCUUUACAAGUCAAAACAAGUGAGAGACAAACAGAUUGCACGCAUUCUUGGAAAGGCGCCAACCAUUGCAGCUGCAGCUUAUUUGAGGUUGGCUGGCAGGCCUCCAGUUAUACCUUCUAGCAACCUUUCUUAUUCAGAGAACUUCCUGUACAUGCUAGAUUCAUUGGGCAAUAAGUCUUAUAAACCUAAUCCUCGACUGGCUCGAGUACUAGAUGUACUUUUCAUACUGCAUGCAGAACAUGAGAUGAAUUGCUCCACUUCUGCUGCCCGACAUCUGGCAUCCAGUGGCGUCGAUGUAUACACCGCUCUUGCGGGGGCUGUUGGAGCACUGUAUGGUCCUCUUCAUGGUGGAGCAAAUGAGGCUGUGCUUAAGAUGCUGAGUGAGAUUGGAACUGUUGAAAACAUUCCAGGUUUCCUCGAGGGCGUGAAGAACAGGAAGAGAAAGAUGUCAGGGUUUGGACAUCGUGUGUAUAAAAACUAUGAUCCUAGAGCAAAGGUCAUUAGGAAACUGGCAGAGGAAGUGUUUUCCAUUGUUGGCCGGGAUCCACUCAUUGAGGUAGCAGUUGCCUUGGAAAAGGCUGCACUAGCUGAUGAAUAUUUUGUUAAGAGGAAGCUAUAUCCAAAUGUCGAUUUCUACUCCGGGUUAAUAUAUAGGGCGAUGGGAUUUCCGACGGAGUUUUUCCCUGUCCUAUUUGCAAUUCCUCGAAUGGCUGGCUAUUUAGCCCACUGGCGAGAGUCACUGGAUGAUCCUGAUACAAAGAUAAUGAGACCACAACAGGUUUACACUGGGGAAUGGCUGCGGCAUUAUACACCACUCAAAGAACGGACGGUAUCGAGCAAUGCAGAUAAGCUUGGUCAAAUUUCGGUUUCAAAUGCCUCUAGGCGACGACUAGCUGGAUCUCGGGUUUAG
Molecule: messenger RNA, 1533 nt
Organism: Dovyalis caffra
Lineage: Eukaryota; Viridiplantae; Streptophyta; Magnoliopsida; Malpighiales; Salicaceae
Source: the annotation of a GenBank genome assembly